This is a messenger RNA of Caenorhabditis elegans, 2297 nucleotides long. RefSeq names its product Nuclear hormone receptor family member nhr-71 (gene nhr-71). Gene Ontology annotation, biological process: regulation of DNA-templated transcription. The transcript has 10 exons. The record is from RefSeq and is marked reviewed. Lineage: Eukaryota; Metazoa; Nematoda; Chromadorea; Rhabditida; Rhabditidae. Gene Ontology annotation, molecular function: RNA polymerase II cis-regulatory region sequence-specific DNA binding; sequence-specific DNA binding; DNA-binding transcription factor activity. The coding region runs from base 133 to 1869 and encodes 578 amino acids. Gene Ontology annotation, cellular component: nucleus.
CUGAAAAGCGAGCCGCCCAGCUAGUAGGAGCCGGUGACAAACAAGUCGUCGAUCCGUCGGAGACAACAACAUCUCCACGCUGCCCAGCGGUCUUGAAGUUGUCGAAUUCAGGAUUAAUCACCGGAUUGGAUGAUGAAGGAUGAAUAUAACUCGCAGGAGUGCAUGGUAUGCUCAGCUCCGGCCGAUGGACUUCAUUAUGGUGCAAUCAGCUGCCGUUCCUGCAACGCAUUUUUCAGACGAACUGUUGUGGAGAAGGCGGAGUACCGCUGCAAGCACACUAACACUUGCCUGAUUGACCCGGAUGGACGAUGUGCCUGCAGAUCUUGCCGGUUCACCAAAUGCAUCGAAGCGGGAAUGAAAAUUGGCGCUGUCCAGCCACGUCGUGACCCAACUGGCUCGCAGAAAGAGCGACGAAAACGUGCCGGAGGCGUUGGUGAGAUGAUGUCCAUGAACAAUAGCCCGUUGGAGCGAAACGGCAAUAGCUUCUCGUCGGAUGGUCCGACAUCAAACUCAUUCAUUGUUGAUGCUAUCAGGACAGAUUAUGGGUUUGCAACACCACGCCGAAUCUCCACAGACUACUCGAACUCGCCAGACAGAUAUAGAAAAUAUGUCAAAAUUGAAUUGGAUGAUGAGCCAAUUCCAAGCACGAGUUCUGCUCCAGAAAAGCAGUCCUGCCAAAGCAGUCCUAAUGACGACGAGCAGCAGGAGUUCAACCACCUGGUGUACGCGUUUGGUGAACAUCAACGCAUGAUGCAACUCUCCUUCUCCACGUUUGAACAAUUUCUGGAUGAGCACAGUAAUGGGCCAAAACUUCGGCGAAUGGACCCACUCGAUGUGAGCAAGUUAUCAGCUGUGGAGUUGACUGGCCUGUUGUACUGGAUUGAGAAACAACAACCGUACGGAGAACUGCCGGUGGAAGAUAGAUCAUCGCUGCUCAAACGGUAUUCUGUACGGAAGCUCAGUUUGGACCAUUUUUACAGUGCUUCCAAGCAUCCUGAAUAUUGUGCUCGUGGAGAGUUUGUCAUGAACAACUUUACAUUUGUGCCUGCGGAUCGGACCGGAUUCGAGCUCCCCGACGAUGAUCCACAUCAGAUUCAAGCAAAGAGGGAACAUUGCAGAACCUUCGCGCCGACGUUCAACCGAUUCUGGAAGAACGUCAUCCGUCCAUUUGUGCUGAUGAAGGUGAACGACGCAGAAGUUGUGUUUCUGCACAUUAUGCUUCUGUGGAGUGUGACGAAUAAUGAGCAUGUGACGGAGGACACGAGAAAAGUGAUGAAGCAGAGACGUGAUUGGGCAAUGAAUCGACUUUUCGACUGGUACAAUGAGCAUGGAACAUCGGAUCCUCCCCUACGAUUUGGACAAAUGAUUUUAUUAUUAGGAGAAAUUGAGCUCAUCUGUGACAUGCAUUGCCAAGACUUCCAAGUGGCGAAGCUCUUCGAGUUUUGUGACAUGAGCAAGUUCUGGUACGAAACACUGUGCUACGCGCCGUGCAACACAAACGUCCUGAAAUUCGAUCCGAACCUGCUUGAGAAUUUGAAGAGAUUCACCGCAAUUAGUGUCAUGGAAAACAACGGCGGUCUUCGUCCAUUUGUGAAAACAGAAAUCAAACAAGAUCCGGUACUAUACAGCUCGCCAGAAGUCAUCGCUCCGGAAAGCUGCUACAACGACUAUCAAACGGUGGAUAUACCGGUGGACUGUAAUCCGCACACAGAGCCCGUAUCCAUGGAUCCCAACCUUGCAAACAUUGAUCCUGCCGUGCUCGUCUUCAAUGCUCAUAUGCUGCCAAGUGUGAUGGCGCCAUUGCCCGAUGAUGCGGAUUAUCAUCGACCGCAGCUUUAUCACACGCAAAGUGAGGAAGUGAUGACUUGACUUGUUGAAUUAUAUUGCCUUCCUAAAUCUGAUGUCAUAUACUCCCUUUAUUGUUGAUUAUAUAGUUACUUUAUUUAGUAUUAUUUAGUGUUGAUUUGUUCCCCGGUUUGAUUUUCAAUCUACUCUUCUGUAUAGGCACAAUUGCUCCCCCUCACUACCUUCAAAACUUUGUCAAUUAGUCACCAACUUCCUUUUGAUUUCCAAUGAUCUCAGUUUAAACGCAUUCCACUCAUCAUGUGAUAACUAUUGAAAAUUUCUAGUAUGAAUUGAUGCACGAUUCGAAAUAUUUAACUACUCAGCGUUGUAUUUUGAGAUAAACAUUUACGGUCCCCCCCUCUCUGAUCCCUAAGAACCUUUAGAAUUUACAUUCUUCCAGUUUCCCGACAAAUUGUGGUUACAAUUGUGCAAUGAAAUGUUUGUACUUGUAA